AAAUAAGCCCCCAAAAUACACGCAGUCCAUUCACUCCCUGUGCUUACUAGUCUCCAUUUUUACAAGAAGAAGAAAAAUGCCACCAAAGGCAUCGAAAUCAAAAGACGCACCUGUUGAAAGGCCUAUUCUCGGCCGUUUCUCUUCACAUCUUAAAAUCGGAAUUGUUGGAUUGCCUAAUGUAGGGAAAUCAACUCUGUUCAAUACUCUUACUAAGCUGUCGAUACCUGCUGAGAACUUUCCCUUUUGUACGAUUGAACCUAACGAGGCUCGUGUCAAUAUCCCUGAUGAGCGAUUUGAAUGGCUUUGUCAACUUUUCAAGCCUAAGAGUGAGGUCUCUGCAUUCUUAGAGAUUCAUGACAUUGCUGGGCUGGUUAAAGGUGCUCAUGAAGGACAAGGGCUUGGAAACAAUUUCUUAUCUCACAUUCGUGCAGUUGAUGGGAUAUUCCAUGUUUUACGUGCAUUUGAAGACCCAGAUAUCAUACAUGUUGAUGACUCUGUGGAUCCUGUAAGAGAUUUGGAAGUCAUUACUGCAGAAUUACGGCUGAAGGAUAUCGAGUUCAUGAAAAGAACGAUUGAAGAUCUUGAAAAGAGCAUGAAGAGGAGCAAUGACAAGCAGUUAAAAGUAGAGCAUGAAGUUUGCUUGAAGGUCAAAACAUGGCUUGAGAGUGAAAAGGAUGUCCGGUUAGGUGAUUGGAAAGCUGCUGAAAUUGAAAUCUUGAACGGUUUUCAGUUGCUCACAGCAAAACCUGUUGUCUAUUUGGUCAACAUGAAUGAGAAAGAUUAUUCAAGGAAAAAGAACAAGUUUCUUCCUAAGAUUCAUGCUUGGGUGCAAGAGCAUGGGGGCGAGCCAAUUAUUCCUUUCAGCUGUGCCUUAGAAAGAAAUCUUGCUGAUUUGCCUGCAGAUGAAGCAGCAAAAUAUUGUGAGGAGAACAAGAUACAAAGUGCUCUUCCAAAGAUUAUAAAGACUGGAUUUGCUGCUAUCAACCUUAUAUACUUCUUCACUGCGGGCCCUGAUGAGGUGAAAUGCUGGCAAAUCAGAAGGCUAAGUAAGGCUCCUCAAGCUGCAGGAGCAAUUCAUACUGAUUUUGAAAGAGGAUUCAUUUGUGCUGAGGUAAUGAAGUUUGAGGAUCUUAAAGAGUAUGGAAGUGAGUCUGCUGUAAAGGCUGCUGGCAAGUACAAGCAAGAGGGGAAGACUUAUGUGGUCCAAGAUGGCGAUAUUAUAUUUUUCAAGUUUAACGUCUCUGGUGGUGGGAAGAAAUGAUCUUGUCUGUCUGUCAUUUUUAUCUGCUUGCUACCUGUCAGUUCUAUUUAGAAAGAUCUGUUUUUUCGUCACUAAUGCUUCAUUUGAUGAGUUGUAAUCCAUAUGUUUGAAGAUGAUGAUGCUACAUUCUGAAUACGUUUAUGAAAUAUAGAAUGAGAUGCAGACGCAUGCUUUCACUAA
Molecule: messenger RNA, 1441 nt
Organism: Erigeron canadensis
Lineage: Eukaryota; Viridiplantae; Streptophyta; Magnoliopsida; Asterales; Asteraceae
Product: obg-like ATPase 1
Exons: 12
Coding region: 77-1261 (394 amino acids)
Cellular component (GO): cytoplasm
Molecular function (GO): ATP binding; ATP hydrolysis activity; GTP binding
Source: RefSeq, a predicted model, not a curated record